GUUUACUAAUUUACAACUUCGAAGUGAUGAACCCUAAAUUCCCAAUUUAGCUUUAAAGUACAAAAACUGCUCGUUCACUACUUUUUAUCAAAAUAAAUAGAAAUCCGGGAUUUGGGUUAACACACAGAGAUGGCCAAAAGAUUAGGCUCGCAGCUCUUCGUCAGCAGGUUAUCAUCGUUCACUUCCAGUGAACAGCUCAGGAAAUUGUUCUCUCCUUUUGGAAAUGUUACAGAAGCUAGGUUAAUUAUGGAUCGUCGAACUGAUAGACCAAAAGGUUUUGGUUUUGUUACUUACCAGUCAGAUGUUGAGGCACAAAAAGCUUUGAAGGCAAUGGAUGGCAGGAUGGUUGACGGGAGGCUGAUUUUUGUUGAAGUUGCCCAGACUGGAAGGCAUGAAAACGAUACCUAUUCUUGAGGGAAGUUAACUUGGUCAUUGUCUUGUUCAAUAUGUCUUCAUGCCCACAUGCUUUGUAGCUUUCAGUGUUGGCCGGUUGAAUCGACGAAAAUGGAAUGGUUUAGGAUUGAACUCAAAUCAGAUUACCAUGCUUUCUUUUUUUUUUUCUUUUUUUUUCCGCAUUGAAAAGGGAUAUAGAGUUUGAGAAAUAAGGAUUGAGAAUUCAACUUCGCUUAUGCUAAACGAUGAGAUUACUAUUCUUGAUUGUUUCUCUUA
Molecule: messenger RNA, 669 nt
Organism: Malus domestica (apple)
Lineage: Eukaryota; Viridiplantae; Streptophyta; Magnoliopsida; Rosales; Rosaceae
Product: organelle RRM domain-containing protein 6, chloroplastic-like
Biological process (GO): positive regulation of mRNA splicing, via spliceosome
Cellular component (GO): spliceosomal complex
Molecular function (GO): RNA binding
Source: RefSeq, a predicted model, not a curated record